Molecule: messenger RNA, 228 nt
Organism: Phytophthora nicotianae INRA-310
Lineage: Eukaryota; Oomycota; Peronosporomycetes; Peronosporales; Peronosporaceae
Exons: 2
Coding region: 1-228 (75 amino acids)
Source: RefSeq, a predicted model, not a curated record
AUGAGUGCUCCGAUGAAGGGGAGUAUGGCUGGAGACUUUCUUCAAGAUAUUUGUGACGGAAAGUUCACGAAAACUGUGUCUGGGUUGAUGGAUCUACUUGGCCAGUGCCCUAUCACCAUUGCUAAGCAGUCGAUUUAUUACCAGAACGGCAAGUACAGCACCCCAGAACUCAACGCGGCAUACACCGCAGCACAAGAAGCCUACCGCAGCAACCAGAAUGCGCAGUAA